This is a messenger RNA of Lagopus muta (rock ptarmigan), 3240 nucleotides long. RefSeq names its product chromobox 3 (gene CBX3). Lineage: Eukaryota; Metazoa; Chordata; Aves; Galliformes; Phasianidae. The transcript is spliced from 6 exons. Gene Ontology annotation, cellular component: nucleus; pericentric heterochromatin. Bases 129 to 683 code for a protein of 184 amino acids. The record is from RefSeq and is a predicted model, not a curated record. Gene Ontology annotation, molecular function: chromatin binding. Gene Ontology annotation, biological process: chromatin organization; negative regulation of transcription by RNA polymerase II.
CGCUCCCCGCUCCCCUGUUUGCUCCCCGCCGACGCGGGGAUGGAGCGCGGGGUGCGCCCGACCCCCCACAGCCCUUAGCGCGGCGGCGGCGGGAGGAGCGGUAAAAGCUCUGCAAGUCUGCAAUAAAAAUGGCCUCCAAUAAAACUACAUUGCACAAAAUGGGAAAGAAACAAAAUGGCAAAGGUAAAAAAGUUGAAGAGGCAGAGCCUGAAGAAUUUGUUGUGGAGAAAGUCCUGGACAGACGUGUUGUGAAUGGAAAGGUGGAAUACUACUUGAAGUGGAAAGGAUUUACAGAUGCUGACAACACGUGGGAGCCUGAAGAAAACUUAGAUUGUCCAGAGCUAAUUGAAGCUUUUCUGAACUCUCAGAAAGCUGGUAAAGAAAAAACAGAUGGUGCGAAAAGAAAAUCACUGUCAGAUAGCGAAUCUGAUGAUAGUAAAUCAAAGAAAAAGCGUGAUUCUGUUGAUAAACCGAGAGGGUUUGCAAGGGGUCUUGAUCCUGAGAGGAUAAUUGGGGCUACGGAUAGCAGCGGAGAGCUUAUGUUCCUCAUGAAAUGGAAAGACUCAGAUGAGGCAGAUCUGGUGCUGGCCAAAGAAGCAAACGUGAAGUGUCCUCAGAUCGUAAUCGCUUUUUAUGAAGAACGACUAACUUGGCAUUCAUGCCCAGAAGAUGAAGCACAAUAAUUGUUGGCAUCACUUUUUUUUAUAUAUAUAUGAAUAUUAAAACCUGAAAUUUGAUUUAUUAGCAAUGUGAGAAGCAUACAUUCUAAAAAAUUCAAAUUUGAUAUUUUUUUGAAGUAGUGUGUUUUGCAUCAACAGCAAGUAAAUAAAAGCUUUCUGCAACUCAUUUCAUUUAUCACAGGAGAGCAUUUGAUACUACUACUUCCUCCAUAUUAGGUAAAAGCUUUUAUAAAACAUUCAUAAACUUCCAUGGUUAUUAUUGAAUCUUAAUGAAUGUCUAAACAAGCUCACAGAUGUUUUGUAGUCUUCUAUACAGUUGAUGUGCAUGUAUCUUCUUUACCCAAACCUAGCCCUUUACACCUGUAGACUCAUUCUUUUUAGUAUUUGGGGUCACACGAUCCCAAGAAGACCAGGUGAAAAUUAACUUUGUAGUAAUUUGAAUGUUAUCAGACUGUAUAUUGUUUACUUUAUUGUAAAUACUGGUGAACAGUGGUCAAUAAAAUAGUUUUAUAUUCUUCCUUUAUAAUGAUAGGCUGUGACUCUUUUGAAGCGGUAUGAUAUUUCUGAACUUUUUAUAUGUUAACCUCUCAGUUCAUGAUGUAUUUAACUGUAAGUUGUUCUUUUGGGGAUAGAUUGAUUGAUAUUACCCCACUGCUACUCUGUAAUCACAAUGCCAGACAAAUGUCAGGCUUUGAUUCUCUCUAAUUUUUUUGGUGAAGUGUAAUAUUAUUUAUUUUCAGUCAGAAAGGAACUGGCUUUUUUGGACUGUGAAAUUCAUGUGCUGUGGGUACUUGUAAGCCACACGGAUGGCAGCCGUGCUCCCUGGGUAUGGCUGCUGCUCACAGGGCCAAGCGGCCUCUGCAGAUGUAUUGGAAAAUACCUGGUGUGUUGACAACGUCAGCCUUUGCUUUGAUUUCAGAUCUUAAUAUGGGGCUGUGCUGUAACAAGUGGUGGGAUGGUUCAGGUAGAGUUACUCUUCAGGCUGUGGCCUGAAAAAUAUUUCCACAGUUCUGUGUCUUUAAAGUGUAAUAUUUUAAUCCAGAUUCUAAGCUGUAUACUUUUAAAUCGAGAGGCUUUGUUUCUCGUUAAAUUCUAAAAUGGGUCGUAUCAUCUGCUGCUGGGAGAAUGCCCUCAGGUCGGCAAAAGUGAGGGAUGGAGAAAUUGGAAGAAAAGAAUUUUGCCUUUUUCCGUUCUUCUUCCAUUUAUUCCUCUCUUCACUUGCUUUUGUCUACAUGCGUUCUUUUAUUUGGGUUGUGACUCACGGGGCCGUUUGGCCUUAAGCUUUGCCUCUUCAUAGGUCAGUGGCCAACCUUGUUUUAGAACUCCUAUUACGAAGUUUUGACUAGAAUAAUCACAUCACGUGCUGCUGUCACAGUCCUACAUGAGAUGAUAAGAUUCCUUAACAACGGCUAUUCCUGGAAACCUUCAUAGGUAUCCUGAGGGGAAAAAAAAAAAAAGGACCUUUUAAUCUACUCUUGAUUUUCUUUUUGACAGAGAUUCACAAAUCGUGAUUAAAACCAUUUGUUUUCAUGUAGACUCAGACUCUGUUUCUAUCACGAAUGGAAUCAUUGUAGAACAUUUAAUUGUAAGUAAACAAUGGGAUGGUUAAAGUGAAGCUAACUUACCUUUUUAGGUGUAACUGCUUUAUCUUAAUAUUUUUUCUAUACAGAUUUGGGUGCAGUUCAGUCUCUGUGGCUGUAGGGGAAAAAAACAAAAGAUGUUGUGUGGGGUUCCCUUGCUCAGGUUAAUGAUGGUUUGAGAGCUCAGCUUGCUUCUCUUGCCUGCUCCUUUGAGAAACGUCUCUGAAUUUGUUGUAUAUGCAAGUCUGCAGAGUUCAUGGCUUAAUUCUUUGGGCUUCUAAUAGGAAUAUUAAUACACUUGUGUAGGAUUUCCAAAUAUUGCUUUUUUACCCAGUUGCCUGAGAAGUACACAGGCUAAACGAGAAUUCUAAAGCAGCAUGCGUCUUCCUGCCUUUUUCUUCAGUAUGAAAUACUUUUAAAUUCAGUCCUAAAAUAUUUCACAGUUUGUGUUAUACUGAGACUUUGCAGUUUCUUUGUUUCAAGAGUGGCUAUUGAGUUUAUAUAACAUUGCUGAUUUUAGUCAAUAUAGAUGGAAGAGUCAGUUAUGGGUUAUCGUAAGUGGUAGGUGUGUAACGAUUUCUGUUGAAAGGUCGUUUCAGUUUGUAACCUUUAAAAUGUUAUUUUGCAGCUAGAUACAGCUUUUAGGUAUAUUUGAUUCUUCCUUCUGACAAUCUGUAAAAAUGCACUGUACUCACAUUUAAACUACCAUACAGCUUGUUACAGUUAUGUAGAUUUCUAAUUUUUUACAUUAUGAUGGUAGAAAUGCUGACUGGUAUUUGUUUCCUCUUCUCUCCCUUCCCCCCCUUGAUUUGUGUCAAACUGCAUUUUGACAGUGACGAAAUGCAACACUUUGAAGUUACAAGUUCUGUAAAGUUAUGCUGAAUGUGCUUGGUACAUAUGCAAAAAACCGUUAUCAAAUGUUAGUAACUUUAACUGACUAAAUAAAUGAAUUAUCUUCUGUAGUUAGUGAGUUAUGCAGA